CCUUGGACCGUACCAAUAUGGGAGUGGGGUGAUAGCGACUAAAGAGAAUGAAAACCAGAAACUGGACCAAGUGGGAAGAGCUGAGAGAGACACAGGGUCUGAGCGACGUCACAUCCGGUGGGUGGGGCUAGGCUCUCCCCACCCCACCCCCGGUCCGGAAGCGUGCGGUUUAAGCAGAGGGCGGCGGUGGCAGCAGCUGCGCGGACUCGCAGUUGUUCCCCAAGGAAGAUGGAAGAACUGAAAGACCGGUCGGUGGAGGAGCUGGAGAAGUUGCAGGACGACCCUGAGGAGAUUGACCGUCUGGUCAUGGAGUCCCCUGAGGUCCAGGACCUGCAGCUGGAGCGGGAAAUGGCGCUCGCCACCAACCGGAGCUUAGCUGAGCAAAACCUUGAGUUCCAGUCCCCCCUAGAGAUCAGCCGCUCGAACCUCUUGGACAAGUACCAAGAACUCCAGAAGCUGGUGGAGAAGUGCCGGGAGCAGAAGGCCCAACUGGAGAAGUUCUCCGUGGGGCUGCAGCCAGGAACCCUGCUGGACCUUCUGCAGGUGGAAGGCAUGAAAAUCGAAGAGGAGUCGGAGGCCAUGGCGGAGAAGUUCCUGGAGGGGGAGGUGCCCUUGGAUACGUUUCUCGAGCGCUUCGCCUCCAUGAGGAUGCUGUCCCAUCUGCGCCGAGUUCGAGUUGAGAAGCUCCAGGAGUUGGUGCGGAAGCCUAGGGCUUCCAAAGAGCCGCCAGCCAGGCCCGCGCUCCCACCUCGCCCACCUAUCGAGACCACCACUGCUGUGGCAGAUGCCCCGCCCUCCCUGCCUGCCCCACCUGCCCCGCCUGCAGCGGGCCCCCCCUAUCCACUCCCCUACAGCCCCUCUCCGAGCUUACCCGUGGGUCCCACGGCCCAAGGGGUUCUGCAGCCAGGCUCGUUCCCCAUCACCUCCCAACCCUCUUUCCCCUACCACGUGCCUUCUGGCCCUGGUUAUCCACCAGCCCAGCCUGGAGGGACCGCCCCUGGGCGCCCCUGGUCUCCACACUCAUCUCCUGGACCGGGAUACCCUUCGUCUCAGCCUGGGAGCUCAUCUUCUGGACCAGUAUAUCCCGUGGCCCGAGGCCCAACUCCUAAUCCAGGGUACCCUCAGCAGUCUUAUUUCCCGGCAGGAGGACGACCCCCCUACCCAACCCAGGCCCCCCCCUACCCAACCCAGGCCCCAGUGCCUAAUUUUCCAAGGCAGCCUAGACCCUCAGGGCCUCAGCGAGCCCCCUACCCAACAGGCCCCAGUCUUCCCUAUGGGUUUCCCACACCCCAGGGGCCUGUCUGGCCUGGGUAUUAGACACAAUCCUCACACAUUUGCCUCCCCUCACUUCCACCUGUGCCACAGACAUUGGUCCCACCACUGCUGCUGCCUACGAUUCGGGUUAAAGAGCUGUUGGCCCUGCCCCUGGACUUUGGAAGGAGGUUUGGCCCAUGCAGGCACCUGAUAAACCGGGGACGGUGUGGCUGUGGUGGCAUGCAGGGGUGUUUUCAGAACCAAGGCCUGGCUCACACACGAAGGGAUAAGGUCACCCCUGCAGACCUGUAGCUAACAGUGACCCGCAGUGUGAAUUUCUAUUGCAGUGAUGGUCUUCUGGUCUACCAGCUGGUCAAGCGCUAGCCAAAUAAGGGGGGAAGAUGUGGAAGCUAUUUGGGUACACACAGACAUUGAAACCAAACCCCAAAGAAUUCUGGGUGACACAACCUCACCUCUGCUCCUCCCUUUCCCCCCUGCUGUGGUUCUCUGUUAACACCCUCUCAGGGGACUGGCUGUUGCAGACACUGGCCAAUCUUCAGAUAACACAGCCAUUGGAGCUGGCUAUCUCUGCUCUAGGAGAGCCUGCCCUGGGCUUCCCCACAGGGUUAGGUUAUUCACAGGGCACUUACUAAUAUUUUCCCAGAUCUUUUACUUAGAUAACAAAUGAUAAAACACUAGUAGGCAGAAGUCAGAUACUGGCACCGUUGGAUGGUUACAGAGGCGGUGGGUGGGACAGGCCAAGCACCAGAAGCUCUGAGAAGUUGGGGCAGAUGCUGGGCCCUCUGGCAGAGACUGGGGUGGGGAGUGAGCCGCUGCAGUAGAAGUUGGGGCUCAUAGAGGCAGUCGCCCUCAUUACGUUGCCCUGGGUUCCUUCUGAGCCACCCCCUUGCCCUUCAGUGCCUUUGACCUUGGUAGCCUCAUUCCCUCUCCAUUGUUCCUUUUCCUUGUUUCUCUUAGCAAACAAAGUCAUCCCCAAAUGGUGCUUUCCCAACACUAAUAUGUCAUUUGAUCUCUCCUGCAUCCUCCAUUUGUUCUUGGGACCUACGCUAUCCCUUGUUUUCGUUAUUGGCCGCAUCCAUUAGAUCGUGGUUGCACGAGACCUGUUAAGUAAUAAGGGGUGGGGUAAGAACAGACCAUAGUGGGGUUUGAUGGGUGGAGCAUUAAUGGGGUCUUUCUGAAAUGAGGUCACUCGGUCAGACGCUGGAGCUGCUGUCUGUGUAAAAGUUGAAUGUACCUUGAACUGUCCAAGACUGAAUUGCUAACCCUCUGGCAGAACUUGAAUGAUGAGGGGAAUGUAUCACUUUUGAUUUCUGGUGCCCCAAAUGAAGGGUUGGAAACGCCAGAUUGCUUUCUCAACAUGUUGCCAAAUUCUGCUUGCUUUCCCAUAAGUUAUUUAUAAAGAGAAAUUGCUAAUGGGCUCUACUGGUUUGAAUGCUUCUGGAUUAGAUGGAUGAUGUCCCUCAUCUAUGAUUAAUCACUACAAUAAAACCAGAUGCGCUUUGUGCAGUGUCCCGGCUAUGGUGGGUUGUCUGCUUGGAAGGUGUGAUCGAUCUUGGGCAGCAUUGCCCACUGGAAAUGCUUCCUUUCAUCUUUAACAAUAAAGCCCUGUCCUCAGCCAUCCAUCUCCUGCCCUCAGAUCUUUGGCCAGGUCUCUGGGGCCUCAUUGGUAAGGCCUUCAUUUCCUUUUAACCACCCAGACUUGGUUUCCUUUCUUCACCGUUCAUAUUUCCCUUAUAAUCUCUGCUGGACCAUACUUUUCUGUUGUCCAAGCACUCUGGGCCAUGCCUGGGUUCAACUCACCAUUUUGUAAGCAAUGAGGGCCCGACAGCCCACAAGCAGCCCCAUCCAUCCAUCUCUGUUUAGCUGCUAAGUGACCCUGCCACCAGCUGGAGUGACACAAGAAUGUGGCCUGCCCUGGCACCCCCCACUUUGAAGCACUGAUUGGCAUUCAAAGCUGUUGGCAUAUCAUACGUGAGUGUGAGAGCUGUUCCCUAGGUGAACUCCUUAGCUUCUCCCACUGUUCUAGGGCCCCUGUCCCUUGGGAUGAGGGGGAAGUUUUCUGUGAGCUAUUCUUAAUGGGAGCCCAGAGAAAGGCAGCUUGGGAAGAGCUUGGGCUCAGAAGAGGCAAAGGUUUGAAUUCCAACCCUUACACUAACAAGCUGGCCAGUGCCCUUUUCUGAACCCUGGUUUUCUCAUCUGUAAAUUGGGAUAACACCUACCUCUCAGGGGUAGCUUCAAAGGGCUAGAACUAUCCACCAUCAAGGUCAAAGGUAGACUGUAAGGGACCCCAAGUGCCACUGAGAACCCCCCCUAAUUUUUUAGGGAAGGAAAUAGAGGCUCAGAAACAGAAACUCCUAGUCUAGCAGCAAAUUUGGAUUUGAACUCUCCGUUGCAAGUCCUUUGCUAACCUCAGAAUGUCACCAGCCCAGUGACAAGCAGGCAGUCAGUGAUACUCUGUGAGAUAAUGAAUUGAUAAACUUGUUAUCUCUCAGGGCUGUCUAGGUACAGGGUGCAUUCAAAGAGCCCUGAGCAACUUGUAAAUGAGGGAGCACGUUGACCCCUUGACUGAGAGUAAAGUUGGAGGGGCUAAGCAGAUUUCCAGAUGCCUGCCUGCAAAUGCACCAUCCAAGCUCAUUACGAUGAGAAAUUCAGCGAAGUCAAGGAGAUUUGGCUACAUUUCUCAAUAUAAUGAGCUUACAUGGUACAUUUACUGGGCACUUGAGGUAGGCAGACACAAAACUGGCCAGACCCAGGGGGAUCGAACAAACGACGGCUUUGGAGGAAGCAGGUCCCAACGUCCCCGUAGGUAGCAGAAUUAGGUGGUCCUUUGGAUCGGUGCCGACGUGGUCUGUUUUUAUAAGAUGUUAACAUACUACCAGGAAAGGGUUUUAUUUAGAGACUUCUUAGUGCGUCUCGCUUUACCUGCAAGCUCACUUCUCUUUCCCCUCCUUAUGCUCCGACAAAGUCACAUAUAUUCACACGAUGCUUGCCCCAUCCCCGACAGCUACCUCUCAGAUGCCAGAUGCUCACUCGCUUCUAGAGACACCUUGGGCACAUGCCCAAGGGCUCUUGCCACAUAGAUAGCCAAGCUAUUCACAGCAUAGUCAGCCCACCCUGCAGCAUCGUGAUUUCUAACUGAAGAGAAAAUUUUCCAUCUGGGAAGAGGGAUUCUACCCAGUGGGCAAAGCGUGUCUGCUUCAUUUUCAGCUGCCAAGCAGUCGGGAUGGUCCCAUAUGCCUUGAGGGAUGGGGACUUAGUGUAUCGCUCCAGGAAGGCUGAACCGGGACCAACCCAGAACUGUCUCGAGGGACUCGGGCUGAGUCAAUGUCUCAGCCUCAUUUUUGCCUCUUGCCAGAUAAGGAGUUGGGAGACGGGACCCCUUGGGUGCUUUGGAGCUUGAGCGCCCCAUUCUGCUUUGCUUCCUCCUCUGGCCUGCUGAGCACACGCUCCAUGGAACCCUUUUCUGUGGUUUGCCUUUACCGCGCAUUAUCUUCAUGAGAUGGUGGUGAUGUCACCGUUCUGAAGGCCAGGAAAUGAUACAGCUGUGGGAGAGCCUGGUGCCCAAAGCGUUACUUUUGGGAUAAUAAUUUAGACUUGAGGUUCGGCCGGCUCUUUCUGGCAUGUUCCCUGGUUACUGAGAAUGUGAGGGCCAGAGAUGCCAGCUGGGUGACUGUGUGAGCUUUCUUUGCCUGGGAAAGGUCCAAGAAUGCCCAUAAGCCCUUGGGCAAAAAUGGACCCAGGAAAGGGCUUGAGGAGGCCAGUCCUCUGCCAGUCAAACAGCCCCCAGGGCUGCUGGACUGAGCAUCUGGACAUGAGGAGCUUCCCAGAGGAAUCUGAGGGACAGAAUCAAGGCCUAAGAAAUUGAGAAGUCUGGCCAGAUGAGGCAUUCCAGCCGUAGGCUGCUGACCCACUCUCUGGUGACCCAUGAGCAGGGCUUCCAGUUUGGUACCAGUGGGUUGGGCCCCCAAACCAGGGCCAGGGCUUUACAAACUUCUUUGGGAGCAAGAUCAAAGUAAACGCUGGCCCUGGAUGGACUCAUCCGGGGUGGGGGGUGGGGGUGCGGUCCUUUGGCUGAUGGUCCUCACUCACUGCCCUGAGAUCUCAGGAGAGGAAAGAGCAGCUGGCU
Molecule: messenger RNA, 5401 nt
Organism: Dromiciops gliroides (monito del monte)
Lineage: Eukaryota; Metazoa; Chordata; Mammalia; Microbiotheria; Microbiotheriidae
Gene: VPS37C
Product: VPS37C subunit of ESCRT-I
Exons: 5
Coding region: 229-1317 (362 amino acids)
Biological process (GO): protein targeting to membrane; ubiquitin-dependent protein catabolic process via the multivesicular body sorting pathway; protein targeting to vacuole
Cellular component (GO): ESCRT I complex
Source: RefSeq, a predicted model, not a curated record